Molecule: messenger RNA, 1349 nt
Organism: Sclerotinia trifoliorum
Lineage: Eukaryota; Fungi; Ascomycota; Leotiomycetes; Helotiales; Sclerotiniaceae
Source: the annotation of a GenBank genome assembly
UUCUCGCUUAUUCUUAGCCUCCGCACUAGCUUCUCGCACCGUUUGUGAUUUUUGCAAAAGUUUCGAUUCGAAAUUUUUCAAACUUUCACGACAAAUUCUUCGACGACAACGAUUGUAAUUCGAAUCACCAGGUCAGUAAUUCAUCAAUAUCUUGGUUCCUAUCGGCAUUACGAUUGAGCAUCAAGAACGAAAUCGAUACCAGAAUAUGCGAAGGAAGAAAGUUGUCGAGCAAAAAAAGAUUGGGAAUAGUUGCGCAGUGGAUAAUUGAGAUGGAGUUCAAACCCUUCUUCGAUCGACUGCACACCAUAUUACAUGUCACUACUUGUUUUCGCACAUCUCUUCUGGCAAUACCUCUCUUCGCAUUACUGGUCGCGCAUCCAAUUCUUUGAUACGACAUUUCGAAUGCCUCCACUGAGAUUAAUUCUUCCUUGUCUUGGAUCAAAAUUGGCUAAUUAUUAUUCAUACCACAGAAUUAGCAAUCAUGGGUAUCAGCCGUGACAGCAGACAUAAACGCUCCGCCUCUGGCGCCAAGCGAUCCCAUUACCGUGCGUAGUAGAUAGCCCAUAUAUCUUUAUUGAUAUAUGUUCCGACCUGAAAACUAAGACUUUUACAGGGAAGAAGCGCGCUUUCGAAGCCGGAAGACAAGAAGCAGGUACCCGUAUUGGAACUAAGAGAAUCCAUCUCGUCCGUACCCGUGGUGGUAACCGCAAGUUCCGUGCCCUCCGUCUCGAAGCUGGUAACUUCUCAUGGGCCUCUGAGGGUGUUGCCCGCAAGGUCCGUGUGAUUGUUGUCGCUUUCCAUCCUUCCAACAACGAGUUGGUCCGAACCAACACUCUCACCAAAUCCGCCAUUGUUCAAGUCGAUGCUGCUCCAUUCAGACAAUGGUACGAGGCACACUACGGUCAAAACUUGGGCCGAAGACGUCAACAAAAGGCAGGUCAAGCUGUUGAGGAGCCAGAUACCAAGAAGAGCAAGUCCAUCGAGAAGAAGCACCACGAGAGAUUCGCUGCUGCAGGAAAGGUUGAUCCCGCUUUGGAGAAGCAAUUCGAGGCUGGUCGUCUUUACGCCGCAGUCUCAUCCAGACCCGGACAAUCUGGACGUGUUGAUGGUUAUAUUUUGGAGGGUGAGGAGUUGGCUUUCUACCAACGCCAAUUGAGAAAGUAAAUCAUCUUCUAUGGGAUUUGGGAUGGGUUGUAUUUCAUUGGGAAUCAUGGCAUGGAGUUCCUGAUAAUGAAUCAUGUGAAAAAUGGUUCUCUUCAAUAGUCUACGAAUUCAAAAGCAAUAAGAAUACUCCCUUUGCCAGUUUAUUAUAUGUUCAAUCACAUGAGUAUUAAUUUGGAUUUGUGUGG